Molecule: messenger RNA, 2763 nt
Organism: Durio zibethinus
Lineage: Eukaryota; Viridiplantae; Streptophyta; Magnoliopsida; Malvales; Malvaceae
Product: protein SIEVE ELEMENT OCCLUSION B-like
Biological process (GO): phloem development
Source: RefSeq, a predicted model, not a curated record
AACAAAGACACAAGCCAUCUUCUCCUCUCUUCUGCAACCAAAACCCAAGUUUUCUUCUUGCCUUUGUUUUUCUGUAAUAUUCUCCAAUGGCUCAGAAGACAACCCCUGGUCCUCUUCAGCCACCAAUGACUGGAGUCACUGACAAACCCGCUACUGCUGCUGCUCAGGCACUUCUCCAAAACCUUGGUGCAGCUCAAGCACUCGUCAAUAAUCCUGGUGUUGCUGCUCGGGCACUCCUCAACAACCCUGGUGUUGGUCAGCAACUCAUCAGCAAUCCUGGAGCCGGUCAGCCAAACAUUAGCAUUCCUGGUGCUAAUCAGGCAUUAAUCAGCAAACCUAGUACUGCUGAGGCACUCAUGAAGAGUCCUAGUGCAACUCAAGCACUCAUCAGAGGUGACCGUGGGGGCAUGUUAAGCAUGUCAGAUGACAAUGUGAUGAUGAAGCAAAUUUUGACAACCCAUGCCCCUGAUGGCCGAGAAUUUGAUGUUAGACCUCUCCUCUAUCUGGUUGAGGACAUCCUCAAUCGCGCCACCCAGCAUGUUGAUUUCAUUGUCAAGGGUACUCUAGGUCAAAUUGAACUGGAAGAAAAAGCUCAGCAAGCAAAUUAUAUAGCUAUGCUUCAAGCUCUUACAUAUACCAUUGAUCGAAUUGCAUGCGAGCUAUCCUACAAGGCUUUGGGAGGUUCGGAUGCACACGCAACAACAACUGCAAUAUUCACCUUGCUAUCAAGCUAUACAUGGGAAGCAAAGCUAGUGCUAUCCCUAUCAGCCUUUGCCUUGAACUAUGGAGAAUUCUGGCUUCUUGCUCAGAUUUACUCAACAAACCAACUUGCCAAGUCAAUGGCAAUCCUGAGGCAACUGCCAUCAAUCCUGGAGCACACAGCUCCUCUGAAACCCCGGUUUGAUGCACUCAACAAUUUGAUUCGGACAAUGAUGGAUGUGACUAGAUGUGUCGUUGAGUUCAAAGAGCUCCCAUCAAUGUACAUUUCACAGGAUGUUCCGGCAUUGGCCACUGCCAUGACCCAUAUCCCGACUGCUGUCUACUGGACCAUCAGGAGCAUGGUGGCUUGUGCAACUCAAAUUACUAGCCUCUCUAGCAUGGGUCAUGAGUAUGGAAUAUCAACCUCAGAGUCGUGGGAGUUGUCCACAUUGGCUCACAAACUCAGAAACAUAUAUGAACAUCUAAGGCAGCAGCUGAAUUUUUGCUACCAAUUUAUAGAGGAAAGGAAAGAUGUUGAGACUUACCAGAUGCUACUGAAUCUCUUUGAUCCAAACGUGAUGCACAUUGACAACAUUAAAAUUCUCAAGGCCUUGAUUCAAGCCAGGGAUGAGAAACUACCCCUUCUUGAUGGUGCUACAAAGGGACAGGUUGGCCUGGACGUGCUGAGAAGGAAAAGUGUGCUCUUGCUUAUUUCAAGCCUGGAUUUCUCUGGUGAUGAGCUUGCGAUUCUUGAGCAGAUAUACAGUGACUCCAGAAUCCAUGCAACAAGGCUAGAGAGUCAAUAUGAGGUUGUUUGGAUCCCAGUUGUGGACCGCUCGGUUGUCCCAUUGACUGAUGAAACGCGAACCAAAUUUGAGACCCUACGAAGCACCAUGCCAUGGUACUCGGUGGAGGACCCUCUGCUCAUAGAGAAGCCAGUCAUCAGGUUCCUCAAGGAGGUUUGGCACUUCAGGACCAAGCCAAUCCUUGUGGUGCUAGACCCUCUAGGGAAAGUGGUUUCCCCUAAUGCAAUCCACAUGAUGUGGAUUUGGGGAAGCAAUGCAUUCCCCUUCACUAGUUUGAGAGAAGAAGCUCUCUGGAGGGAAGAGACAUGGAGGCUUGAUCUACUGGUUGAUGGCAUUGACCCAUUGAUCCUCAAUUGGAUUAAAGAGGAUAAAUACAUUUUCUUGUAUGGAGGGGACGAUGUUGAGUGGAUCAGAAGAUUUGCAGCCUCAGCACGCAGUGUUGCAUCUGCAUCUGGGAUUCCUCUAGAGAUGGUCUAUGUGGGGAAAAGCACGAAAAGGGAGCAAGUCAAGAAAGUGACAGGAAUUAUCAAUGUGGAGAAGCUUAGCUAUGCCUGGCAAGACCAAACAAUGGUGUGGUUCUUCUGGACCAGAUUAGAGAGUAUGCUAUUUUCCAAGAUUCAGUUAGGCAGGGCUGAUGACCAUGAUCCAAUGAUGCAACAAAUCAAGAAGCUGCUUAGCUAUGACAGAGAAGGUGGAUGGGCAGUGCUUAGCAAAGGGUCUAACAUAGUUGUGAAUGGCCAUUCCACCACAGUUUUGCCUGCUUUGGGUGGUUAUGCUGAAUGGAAGAUUAAUGUGGCAGAUAAAGGUUUUGAUUUGGCAUUCAAGGAGUACCAUGACAGGCUUCAUGAUGUUGCCCACCCUUGCUGCCGUUUUGAGUUCCCUACUACCACAAGGAUCCCAGAGAGCAUGAGGUGCCCUGAGUGCCGCCGCAUCAUGGAGAAAUACACCACUUUCCUCUGCUGCCAUGAUGAGCAAGGCAUUCCAGGCUCACUGUUUUAAGCUGCGAUCAGGCCUUCAUCACUGUUUUUCCUUCUACUAUUGCCACUAAAUAAAUAAUGGAUGUUCCUACGGGAUUCAAAAUUUAAUUUUCUCAUAUAAAUUUUCACUUGGCCUGUUAAGGUUUGUGCUUGACAUGUAAUGCCAAUGGCCACUAUGUUGGCAACCCAUAGAUAUUUUUUCAAUAAACAAAUUAUAUUUGAUUUCCUCAUUGAUGUGAUGUUAUCUAGGAUCUGAUAUGAUAUUAUAAAGGGCAAAGUUU